Molecule: messenger RNA, 603 nt
Organism: Arthroderma uncinatum
Lineage: Eukaryota; Fungi; Ascomycota; Eurotiomycetes; Onygenales; Arthrodermataceae
Product: EB1 protein
Exons: 3
Coding region: 1-603 (200 amino acids)
Biological process (GO): protein localization to microtubule plus-end; regulation of microtubule polymerization or depolymerization; spindle assembly
Cellular component (GO): microtubule plus-end; microtubule organizing center; spindle midzone
Molecular function (GO): microtubule plus-end binding
Source: RefSeq, a predicted model, not a curated record
AUGUCGAGAGUAAAGUUCAACGUCAACACCGAAUACGCCUAUGUGAACAACUUUAAGAUUUUACAGAAUGCCGUUGCGCGCCACCAGAUCGACCGUCCGGUCCCCGUCCAGGCUUUGAUUAAGUGCCGCAUGCAGGACAACUUGGAGUUUUUGCAGUGGAUAAAAAAGUAUUGGGACCAGUACUAUCCCGGCGGUGAAUACGAUGCCGUUGCACGACGAAAGGGAUCCGGAGCCCCUCCACCAGCUGGAGCAGCACGCUCGGGAACAUCGUCCGCAACGGGAACACGACGGGGCGGAACGACGCCUACGAGCACCGGUGCCGGCAGACCGCGAGUUGGCGGCGGCGGGAACACUCUGGCACUGACCCAGGAGCUGAACGCGCAGAAGGAAGCCAUCGCCGGUCUCGAGAAGGAGCGGGAUUUCUACUUUGCGAAGCUGCGGGAUAUCGAGCUGUUGCUGCAGCAGGCCGUCGAGGCUGACCCUGAGUUGGAGAAGGAAGAAGAUUCGUUGGUUAAGCAUAUCCAGGCUAUCCUGUACUCCACAGAGGAGGGCUUCGAGAUCCCAGACGGCGAGGCAGGAGGUGAGGACUUGGAGACUUUCUAA